Messenger RNA from Prunus mume (Japanese apricot), 1669 nucleotides. RefSeq names its product Rhomboid-related intramembrane serine protease family protein. The record is from RefSeq and is a predicted model, not a curated record. Lineage: Eukaryota; Viridiplantae; Streptophyta; Magnoliopsida; Rosales; Rosaceae. Gene Ontology annotation, cellular component: membrane. Gene Ontology annotation, molecular function: serine-type endopeptidase activity.
AAAGUCCUAGUGGAGCAACAGAGAUAAGGGAGGUUCCACUUGGGAUUUCACUCGUUGUCACUGCCUCACUAUUUCUUUCAAUCCUAGGUUUUUCAUGGGAUUGUUGUUCUUUGGCCGCACAGACUUCUAUUAAUGGGAGUAUACCAAGAAUUACAAACAACUUCUGACCUUGUCCCCCUCAAAAGCUCUGCAAAUUUAAAUUAAUAUCCAUUUUGGGAAAUCUGGGAAUUGAGGAAUUCAUGGCUGUGGUUCCAAUAUGCUACAAAAUCCCAUACAAAGGCAAUGCUCAACUGAAUCAUUACGCAAUGAGACAGAGUGAUAUGUCCAGCAAUAUGUGCAGGAAUUGGCAUAUUUCUUCAUUUCUUAGCACUGAUGUGUUGACACAAAAGAAGACAAGAGAGGCAAGUGCAUCUAAAGAACUAGAAAGCCAUCGAAGUUUCAUUUUAGCAAAUAAUGAAAGAAAGCAGAAUAUAGGCAUGGUUUGGUAUGCAUCAGAUUCUGGUACAAAUGAGAAGCAACUCAGAUCUUUAGAUUCCUAUCUUGGGAAACUCCAAAAUGGCACAAAUCUGCCUGCAGAUAAGUCAAACAGGACAGGGGAGCCACUCACUAGAAGUCAGUUGAGAUUAAAGAAGGGGUUGGAGUCUCUUGAUGAUUAUUUUGGAAAACUUAAUAAAGAUGGAGACUCAGAGAAUUAUACAUUUAGUUCUGUUGAUCUUACUGAAGACAAUCCUACUGAAAAACUAUCAUCUAUCAAUCAAGAUUCUGAAAAAUCUGAUGAGAGGGAAGAACAGAGGAGCUACAGAAAUCCUGUAAGUACAAGGGAUGAUCAUGGUCCUCAGAGCUCUCAAGAUUCACUGCAAUAUAAUGAAAUCUCUGAUCUCUACUUAAUAAGCAUAUUGGGUUCUAUAAAUAUUGCAGUUUUUCUGUUUGAGAUAGCAAGUCCAGUUAGGAGUUCUGACUUAGGGCUCUUUUCUCUUCCAUUACUAUAUGGAGCAAAGAUAAAUGAUUUGAUCCUGGUGGGAGAAUGGUGGAGGCUUGUGACACCCAUGUUUCUGCACUCAGGACUCUUUCACAUAGUCGUUGGCUGUUGGGGGCUUGUCACAUUUGGGCCUAAAGUGUGCAGAGGCUAUGGUUCAUUUACAUUUUUCUUGAUUUACAUACUUGGAGGAAUCUCUGGCAACUUGAUUAGCUUUCUUCAUACACCAGAGCCAACCGUUGGUGGAACAGGACCAAUAUUUGCCAUGAUGGGAGCUUGGCUCACUUAUCAGGUCCAGAACAAAGACAUAAUUUCAAAGGAAGUUUCAGAGGGCAUGUUCCGAAAGGCGGUAAUAACUACGCUUCUUAGCUUCACAUUGAGCUGUUUUGGUCCAAUUGAUGACUGGACACAUUUUGGAGCUGCAUUUACAGGCGUGGCAUUUGGGUUUUUGACAUGCCCAACUCUUCAACUGGACGAUGCAUCAUCUUCAACAAGUGGCCAAGAGGAAGGCAUCACACUUGUCAGACGUUAUGCUGAUCCUUGCAAAUCACUGUUUUUCUUUACCUUGUUUGCUCUUGUUUUAACUUGUUUGCUUUUCUUUGUUGAACCUCCACUGAAUGUCAUUGCAUCAGACACUUCUUUGUAAACGUGAAGAAGGAUACAAUCAUCAAUUACACAACAUACUAUCUUAUA